GUUUGAAUUUCACAAAAAUGUCAAGAACUUUUAGUAGUUUGUUUUGAUAUCUAUUAGUUAUCUAUCAGCACUUCACUUUCAUCAUUAGUCUAUGGUACAGGUGCGGAUAGAAAAGAAAAAUUUCAUGGUGUUGUGGGUGACACAUAUACGUAGAAAAAAUUUAGUUUAAGUUAAACACAUUGGCACCAACUGCAGGGAAAUGGAAUCAAUGGAAUAUGAGCUCGCUAGGAACCUUACUCUGUUGUUCUUUGUGGAACGCCUGCUCGACAAAGGCGAGCCGCGCACGUUGCACGAUCUUUCCUGCCAGUUUGGUGCCAAAGGAUUCACCAAGGAGAUGCGACAGAUUGCUGGCGGGUCGCAGUCGGGCUUAAAGAAGUUCCUGGCUCAAUACCCGGCGUUGUUCAGCAUAGACGGGGACUAUGUUGAUAUCAACACGUUCCAGAAGCAUCCUUGUGGGGCUGGCGCCUCGUCCAACAACGACUACAUCGAGGAAGCGAAGGAGUACUUCGCCGGCAAGAUGGUCCAGUACGGCGAGGGCACAGAGGUGCCAAUCAAAAGCCUCCUAGGGCACAGGAGCCAGGCCUCCCCGCAGGUGCGUCACAUCUCCGGUCAGAGGAUCAAGGAGUUCAAGGACUUCCUCCUGAAGCACCCGGACACCUUCCAGAUCAUCGAUGACAACGUCGUUCUAGUCAGUGAGAAUCAUAGGAGAGGUAACGCACACACAAAUUCUGAACAAUUCCACAAUCUACCUGUAGCUAAUAUUAACACAGACACUGCCCAACAGUUGUUAGACUAUGUUGCACAGUGUAUUGAGGCCAAAGGGCCUGUGAUGGUAGACCAGCUCUUCCAUUUAAUAGUAUCACGUUUUCCACAAGAGUAUUGGUAUCAGAUGUUCAAGUCUCCCGCUGAUUUGAGCGCGUUCUUAAAGAUAUUUUCAGAUUCAUUCCAUGUUCAAUCAAACUUGGUCACACUAAUUAGUAAACCAAAAAUACCUGUUAUGUAUCUUAACUCGAAAACAAAAGCAAAGACUGAUGUACCAAAGCCUGUGGUUGAGGAGAAACCCGUAUCCCCGAUUCCCCCUCCAGUAGAGAGUCCGACUCCAUCAGAUGGCAAAAAGAGCCCAGCAAACAACAGAAUACUCAGUCCUAUAGAAUCUCCCCGAGGACCGCAAGCUAACAUUGCCAACCAGACUCUUAAACAAAGAAUUAAUUCUAUUGUCAUAAAGAAUUUGGCAGAAAACAUGGUUCGUGACAGAGUAAAUAAUCAUUUGAAUGCUCGAAGUGCUGAGGAAACAAAUGGAACUCCAAGUUUAAGGAAUAAUUUAAUGGGUGAGGCGUGGCGUCAGAAGGUGCUCCAGUGCACAACUGUCAUAGCUAAUGUCAGGGAAUGUGCUACCCUGAUUGAAAGCAUUAUGGUACCCAAGCGUAAUGCUAAGAACAUUGUCUCAUUUGAUUGUGAAGGUAUAAACCUUGGCCUCAAAGGAGUAUUGACAUUAUGUCAAAUAGCCACCAUGAAUGGUGAAGUGUACAUACUAGAUAUAAUGGCAUGUCCAGGCAUGGUUGUGGAGGGUAAAAUUAAGGAACUAUUAGAGAGUGAAAAUGUAGUUAAAAUUAUACAUGACUGUAGGAAUGAUUCAGUCAAUUUACACAAUCAAUUUGAGAUUGUUUUGAAGAAUGUUUUUGACACUCAAGCAGCGCAUGCUGUGCUACAAUUGCAACAACAGGGUGUGCCUGUUUACAAAGUCAAGAAUCUAAGUCUCAAUGCUUUAUGUGAAUUGUACAAUGCUCCUAUGAAUCCCAUGAAGGAACAAUUGAAAAAUGUGUACCGCAGGGACCAACGCUACUGGGCAAGGAGACCAUUGACAAAAGAUAUGAUCAUUUACUCUGCCUCUGAUGUCCUGUCCUUAGUAAACCCAGCUAUUUAUGCAUACAUGUCCAGUAAUAUUAAACCAGAGAAUCAGCAGCUGUUUGAAGAACUGAGCAAUGAACAAGUAUUCAUGCACAUUCAACCAACUGAAGUUAAAUUGCGAAAAAGGCAAAGAAAAAUUAACACAGAAGUUGGUGAGUUGAAGCAAAAACUGGCAGAGACAACCAAAAAUAUUGUGCUCAGUAACAGAGAGAUCAGACUACUCAGAUACAUUGAGCUCACUGAAGAGGAAAAAGAAAAAUUGAAAGGUUGUCACAAGAUAUCCAAGAAAUUGGAGAAACUUGAAGCUAUUGGACAUGAUAAAGAUUCUGACUCUGAUGACGAUGAAAGAGAAAAUGAAAUGGCCAGCCUGGAAUCCAACCCAUCUGACCCAAUAUCAUCCCCACACUCCACACAACCACCAAGUCUCACAGAAUCUAUGCAAAUGAUGGAUGAAAUACUGUCAGACACAAACAUGGAUAAAGUUGAGAAAAUCAACCGUCUCGAAGCCAUUCUGUCGGCGGUCGCCCCCCUCAGUGGAGAGUUGGAGGAUAAAUUCUCACAAACAAUGGAACAGACACUGCCAUUGCUCAAAAAUAAGGAUUGGUCCAAUCUAAGCCAAAUUUUGAACUUAGGAGAGCCUGAUAGGAAAAGCUGUAGCUGCAGAUGCCAUAAUUCCAAUUCUGAUGAAGUCAAGUGCAAUGAUCUCAAUGAAACUAAGAAAACAGAGGUUGGUUCACAAACUCUCAGUACAGGGGACAUUGUGAUCACACGGAUUCACUUCAGGGAGGAAGACAAAGCAAACGAAAGGAUCCUCGAUGCAACUCCUUUGAGCAAAAGAGUGGGCAUCAACAAUAUGUCUUGAUCGACACUCAGAUUGUUAUUAUACUUCCAUUUUCUGGGUGCCACAGUUUAGUUUUCGGAACUCUUUAUGUAUGUGAUCAUUUUAUAUAUUUUUAAGUUUUAUGAUAUUUCGUCCGGCCCCACGCAUCUUAAACACUUAUUAAUUUGAACUAGUUUUGCGGGGGUAUGAUACCGGUGCGAUUGUGCGAGAUGGAAUAAAUUAAGCGUGUUGUGAGGUCGUGCAUUGCCAAGUGUAUAAACGCCUACGCUAUAUGUUCAUUUGAGCGAAGACGGACGCGUACACUCGAAUAAAUGCAACAGUAAUUCGCAUAAUACAACGGCUACUUAAUUCCUUCAUCUGGAAAUGACAGUAUUUGCUGUUUAUCAAGUUUGCAGUAGUUUCUUUUGUUGGCUAUUGCCUGUUAAGUAUCCCUAACUUAAAUGUGAUAGAUUUCAAGGCCUUUUUUCUCUCGAUCUACACUGAAUUUGUAAAUAAGAUAAAUUUGAUAAGCAUGCAUAAUCUUUAAUCUUGCGAAUCACGAUAUGAUCGAGCGUUUUUCCGUUAUCUUAAGUAAGUCAAGUGUAUAUACCUAUUUAUUUAUUUAUACGCUAAUGUUUAGUAGAGAUCGACACUACUAAAUGUAUAUCGAAGAGGGCAAUAAUAGGUGUAUACAAUAAAGUUUUUUUUUAUUAUAAUGUAAAAUAUUUAUAAAACGUUAGAUUUACUAGUAGAUUAUUAAUCACGUUUAAUAUUAUUAAAAAGUGGUAUGGUAUAGGGUUAGCGUUAUUGAGAGAUGUAUUUAUAGUAGUUGAGGUGCUUGGAGAAAUCAAUUAAGAGUUUAUUUCACGUAGAAUGUUAUAGAGACAUGCGGUAGAUCGCGUUUGUUACGUAGACAUGCAAAUUAACUUUAUAACGUACGUGUGAUGGAGAACCGCGAAGGUUAAAUCCUAACUUUUGUUUUGAAAAAUGUGCCUUCGAGUCAUAUCGACGAAUGCCUUUGUAUUCAAUUAAUAUUUAUGAAUUAGUAGGUUUUAUACAUAAUAUUUAGUAGUUAUUCAGUAACACAAAGUUUAGUACGAGAUUUGUUGUUUGUGAAUAACACUUUGGUAUACAAGAUUUAUAUAAUGAACUAAACUUACCACGGAAACACUAACUAGUUAGAUAGCUCUCAGAAUUUAUUAACGUUUUCGUCUUCAGACUUCCUAUGUGAUUUACGAGAUAUCGUAAUAGAUAACGAAAAUAUUUCUAAACAUGUUGAAUUCAUUCGAAUAGUUUAUUUUUGUGUUAUCGUUAAGUAGAAAUGUGUUAAAAAUUAAGUGAUAUUUUAAAUGCUUUUUGCUUAAAUUACUAUAGCAAAACUGUUGCUUUGUUCAGUACUUUUUUCUGCACUGAACAAAAACUAAAUGGCGCUGUGGGCGUGCCGCGAAAACAGAUUUCCUGCACUAGUUGCAAAACUUUGACUGUAUGCAAUAAUCAUAUGUGAUAAAGAUAAAUAUGUUUAGGUAAAUUUUGUUAUAUGUAGAAGCAUAAUAAAAGUAACAUAUCCUAUUAAAAGUCAAUUGUUUUGUGCUAAUGAACAGCGAUAAUGAAUUUAUCAGAUAUUACCUGAUUUUGUAAUGCUGUUUUGCAUAGCAUUAAGUUUCAUGAAACUGCGUUCGCGGCAUGUUUACAGUUUAGCAUAUUAUCGUUGUUUACAUGAGGCUUAGCAAUUGGGUCAUGAUACCCGCUGGUAUGCGUAAAAUAAACUAUACACUAUGCCUAUGUUUUAGGCAUUUUUAGAUAUAAACACACCAAGCACUUGGGGCGCACUUUCGCUCUAUUUGCUGACCGAUGACUCGCUGUUAAGCCUCAUAGCUUACUGUAUUACUUUAUGUAUUUUUUAGACACUGUCAUGUAUUAUUCAUCAGUAUUGUAUCCUUUAUUUUUUUGAAAAUAGUAAACCUUACGUGUUCGAGUUGUCAGUAAAUGCAAACGACGUCCACUGUUUGCAUUUCCAUCACAUAUACUCAAGUUUACCUCUUUAUUUAUAUCAGUAAUUAUAUUAUUAGGCACUUUUUGAUAUAAGCAUAAUGAAUUGUAUUCAAGUUUUUCGGCCAUAUUUGUUGUUCGGCUAUAAAUUUAUACAUUUUUGUGCCUUAUAUUUGCACAAGUUACGAAAAUAUUCUGCGUUCUGCUACACAUUUUGUAUGGUUUUGUAGAAUGUUUAACAGUGCCACUAAUAUUUUUUGUACUAUUUUUAAGGAGCAUUUUUGUUAGUCAAUAUAAGUGUAACCACUUUCAGUUAUUUUUAACUUAAAAAAUCUUUAGAAACUUUUAUUUUACCCUACUUACCAAGAGUAUAAUUGCUUACGACGUGAAAGUCGGUAAUAUUGUAAUGUGGCAAAUUGACGGUUAACUAAUUUGCGCAUUGUUUAUGUUUAUUUUGAAAUAAAAGUUGUAAAAUA
Spodoptera frugiperda (fall armyworm) is the source of this 5193-nucleotide messenger RNA. RefSeq names its product egalitarian protein homolog (gene egl). The transcript has a single exon. Gene Ontology annotation, molecular function: 3'-5' exonuclease activity; nucleic acid binding. Bases 200 to 2770 code for a protein of 856 amino acids. Lineage: Eukaryota; Metazoa; Arthropoda; Insecta; Lepidoptera; Noctuidae. The record is from RefSeq and is a predicted model, not a curated record. Gene Ontology annotation, biological process: nucleobase-containing compound metabolic process.